Molecule: messenger RNA, 429 nt
Organism: Macadamia integrifolia
Lineage: Eukaryota; Viridiplantae; Streptophyta; Magnoliopsida; Proteales; Proteaceae
Product: protein FIZZY-RELATED 1-like
Exons: 1
Coding region: 1-429 (142 amino acids)
Source: RefSeq, a predicted model, not a curated record
AUGGGGGAUCCUGUAACUCCUAUAAAAGAGAACCGAUCAGAGAUGGGGGUAAACCCUUCUUCUUCUUCUUCAACCUCUUCGUCACUCUUGAAUCUCCCUUCUAAUAUGUCGCGAAGCGCUCUGUCUCUUGAAACUCCUUCGUCUUCGUCUUCUUCUUCUUCUCCUUCUUCUUCUAGGAGCCACAUAGAUCGCCUAUUGGGUGUAGGGAUUAAUCCUUCUCCUUCUAGAACAAUUUAUAGUGACCGCUUCAUCCCUAGCAGAUCUGCUUCUAAUUUCGCUCUUUUUGAUAUCUCUCUGUCGUCGAACUCCUCGUCGGAGGGGCGCGAAGAUGGGUCUGGUACUUACGCUACUCUGCUGAGGACAGUUCUCUUUGGCCCUGAUUCAGGGGUUGUUUCGCCGAUUACUCCUGAGAAACCCGCAUACUUUUAA